Molecule: messenger RNA, 843 nt
Organism: Saitoella complicata NRRL Y-17804
Lineage: Eukaryota; Fungi; Ascomycota; Saitoellomycetes; Saitoellales; Saitoellaceae
Exons: 2
Coding region: 1-843 (280 amino acids)
Source: RefSeq, a predicted model, not a curated record
AUGGCUAUCUUCAAGGUUUGCUUCACCCUCCUCGCCCUCUCCUCGACUCUCGUCGUCGCCGCCCCCCAGGCCAGCUCCACUUCUACCGCCUGUGCCAACCAAUCCGCCUUGGACAGCUGUCUCGCCAGCAACUCUGUCGACAGCUGUAGCAGCUCUGACUACAACUGCUUGUGCUCGGUCUACCGCGCCCAGGCUGCUUGUUACACCUCCAACUGUCCAGAUGACCCUACUGCCUCAGCUUCUCAAGCUCAGGCUGACCAGCUUUGCAACGCUGCUGCUGCUCAAUCGUCUUUGGCGGCUGCCAAUGCCGCUGCCGUUGCUAGCAUGGGUCCUUCGGCUCAGUCUUACAUCUCGGUGGCCUCUGUUGCUGCUGCCUCUGUCGCAAGUGCUGCGUCCGCCGCCGACGCGAGUCAGCGUUCGUUGAUCUCUGAAGCUGUUGCCUCCCAGUCAGCAGCCUCCGUGUCUGCGGCCAGGGCUUCCGCGGUUGCUCACGCCGAGGUCUCAGCGGUUUCGACCAUCACCGACUUCUCCUCUACCAUGACUGCUACGCCGGUUGCUACCAGCGUCGUUCUCGUCAGUGGAGUUUCGUCAACCGUCGAUGAGUCUUCCGCCUCCUCCGCGUCUGCUUCCGCCGCCUCUGAGUCUCUCGUGUCUUCGGCUUCGGCCGUCAGCAGUUAUGCCUCUUCGGUCGCACACUCUGUCUCCUCUCACGUCUCGUCCAUCAUGAGUUCGGCCACUGCGCUCGCCAUCAACUCGGGAGCUACUGGCCUCGAGCUCUCUACCUUUGGCGUGUUUACCACGGUCGGCGCUGCCGUCUUUGGCUUCGCCGCCCUCUUGGCUUGA